AUGCAGCAGCACUGGUCCUCCACCACUCAAGCCAUGAGAGCAUGGAUGGCCAGCCCAGUGGGGCGCCUGGUCCGUGUGGAGGUGCUGGUCACCCUUAGCUGCACCCUCCUCAUCACACUGGUGUUGCUAGGCUCCAGCCGGCGCGCCAGCCACAGUGCUGCCUUCCGCCUUGUUGUCUGGUCAGCACUCAUGUUGAGUUAUCCAGCGGUGUCCUACACCAUUGGGCUGAUGCAGUCCGGCGCUUUCAGCAGUGAGCUCAUUGUCGUCUGGGCUUGUUUCCUCCUUGGUUGCGCCGAUGGCAUUGCUUCUUGCAGCGUCGACGACUCUGACCAGCAAGCCCGCACCAUGCUGAACCAGACUGCCCAGAUCAUCUAUGUGUUCUUCCUCCUCUUUUCUUAUGCCAGUUCUUUGCCGUCACAUCUGAAAAUUAUUCUCUUGUUGAUCUGCUUGUUGAUUGUCGCCAAGCUUGGAGUGCGCGUGAAGAGCUUUUUGUCAGUUGGUAGGGAUCGAGUCCUCUCUAUCGAGAACCGGCUCAUCACCAUGUAUAUGCGAGAUAAGAAAAAUCUCUUGGUUAGCGGUGAGGCAGACCUGGAGGAUGGGCGCGGGGAGUACAAGUUCAAUGUCCCCAAUAGUGUCGUCACCAUCGAAAUGGUUUGGCAGUGCAAGGGACAGUUACUGAACUCAGACAACCCACAAGCACGAAGACUAAAAGAUCUCUGUCUCUCAUUUGCCUUGUUCAAACAGCUAAGGCGACGCCUCAGUGGGUGCUCUUUGCGCCUGCAUGGGCAGACGCACUUUGAUGGAUCAGCUGAGUAUGAGAGACACAUCUUUCCUGAUCAUGAUACUGGGAAUGAUGUUGACUCCCAGGAGAGGAUGUACCGCAUUGUCGAGGUCGAGCUUGGCUUUCUCUUCGAUUUCUUCUAUGCAAGGUACCCAUCUCCCAGAGAAAGUCUUGUCCCUGAAACCAUUCUGUUCUUGGCAGUUCUGGCGACAAGUCUUUGUACCCUCUUCAUCCUCACCCUGUUCAACUACCAUUCCCCUGACAGCGACAUGAACAUUUCCACCACGGGCUUCGACAUAUGGUUGACUAGAAUGGUAAUAAUCUUGUUUGUGCUCCUGGAAUCGUUUCAGUACUCCAUGCUUGUGUUCUCCGACUGGCACAAGGUGACAAUGCUGAGCCGGUAUGUCCAAAAUAAAUCGUGGCAAAAGCGUCCCAUAUUGGAGAUGCUACUAGGUCUCAUGUGCCGUGUUACACUGAAAAGACAGUACUGGAGCAACUCGGUUGGGCAGUACUCACUUCUGCAUACCUGCAUCCGCUCUGAAAACGAGCUCAUAUUUCGCCUGCCGCUCCCCAGUUUGAUCAGACGUUUCCUGGUGAGGAAUAUGAUGAUGACUCGCAAGGAUCUGCCCAUGACAGUGAAGCACUCAAUCCACAGCCAUGGUGCAUGCUUAUCUUCACUUCUACACGGCCAGAUCACUUUGCAAUCUGUGGAUAGAAUUCAGACGGGCAUUCUUCAAGAGCUUUGUCCAACGAUCUCCAAUCAGAGUGUCAUCCGUAGCAUGCUGAUUUGGCACAUUGCUACUACACUAUGUAGCUAUAAAUCAGAAGCCAGCAUGGUGGCAGCAGAGAGAGACACCAUCAAACACCAUGAGGUGGCCACCACACUCUCGGACUACUGUGCUUACCUUCUGUUUUAUGCACCGGAACUGGUAACGAAAAAUUACCGCAGCACACAAAUAUCAAUGGAAGUCCUGCAGAGCACAGCGCAGCAGUGCCUUGGAGGAUGCCGUUCUACGGAUGAGUUGUUAAAUAAACUCUCCAAUUUCCAACCAAAGGGCAGCCAAGAUGAUGACGAUGACCAUGCCCAAUACAGAAAUUUCCGAGGAAAGGACAAUUAUGACAAGUAUGAAGCUAUUUUGGCCAGUGGAAGAAAGCUCGGAUUUGAUAUCAUUCGACUGUUUCCUGACAACAAAGCACGAUGGAAAAUGCUUGCCAUGCUGUGGACAGAGAAACUCAUGUCUAUCGCACCAUCGGAUAAUGUGAUGGAGCAUGUUAAGAAACUUGCCACAGGUGGUGAGUUCAUCACACAUGUAUGGGCCUGGUUGACGCACAACGGCAUUAUGACACAGCCAACAGAGUUCUUUCCUUAG
Molecule: messenger RNA, 2151 nt
Organism: Panicum hallii
Lineage: Eukaryota; Viridiplantae; Streptophyta; Magnoliopsida; Poales; Poaceae
Exons: 1
Coding region: 1-2151 (716 amino acids)
Source: RefSeq, a predicted model, not a curated record